CAGUCUCUCUCCAGUGCUCUUUGCAGUUUUUAUGAGCUCUUUUCAAGGAACUCGUUAAGCAUCUCCUGCACAUACAGAGACCAUAAAUGUCUACAGAAAUUAACCCGGUGUGCUAGAGCAUAGACUGGGCUGAUUACUUUGCCUGCCUGCAGACCCAGAGAGAAACCUCAUAAUACCAUUGGCAACAAAGUUGGAGGAUAGUUCUCUUUGAAUUGGGGACGAAAAUAUCAAGAACUGCGGAUAGCAUACAGUAGCUUUUUGAUGUUAUCGGUCACAUUCAUGCAGCAGGAGAUGUGUAUUUUUUUUCCUGCUGCAUUUACAGUUGUAGAUUACUGGUCUAUAUUAAGUCGGUGGUCAAUUAGUCAGUCUCUGGUCCAUGUUGCCUGGUACACAGCAUGUAUUGUUUAUAAGUUUUACGAAGGGAACUUGACCCGGGGUUGAAAACUGGUCACUGAUCUUGGCCUUGGUUACCAAUGUCCAUAUGAUUGUUAAUGCUUGCCAUACACAUAAAGGCGUAAGAGAAGUGACAGCUUUUCACAUUUUCUACCAAAGUUUUUCAACCGCAAAGUAGGGCCAAUAGCUUGAAUACCAUGAAACCGUGCAAUCAGAAAAGAGUGCUCAAAGAAUACCUAUUCCUUUAUUAGACCCUACACUUGUGUCUUAGAGUUGUUUUAGAUUUGUGUGUCUCUAUGUCUUCUUUUCUGCUAGAAUUUGUCAAUUACUGCUUGCAUGUAUAUACCCAACAAGUCAAGUACAUUGUGGGAUCUCUGUGGUAUUUUGCAAAUGCUCUGAUCGUAUUUUGACAGAAUUGCUGUUCAUUGGUAAAGCUUGAUUGUGUAAGGAUGACGUUUAUAGUUUACAUGCAUGUGAAGCCAGAAUACCACACAAAUGCCCUGAAUUGUUGGUUGGCUUUUGUUUGUUCAUCCUGUCGUUUGCUGUUUUGUGUCUGUAGCCACCCCACCACCUGUCAACACAACCCCAAUGCCAAGCCUGCCAUGUGAGUCUGGUCCAUGCCGAAAUGGUGGCACUUGCCAAAAUGUUGGUGCCUCGUAUCGUUGUGAUUGUCCCACUGGUUAUCAAGGCCAGACUUGUGAGACUAUAGUGGAUUGCUCUGCUUCCAACCCAUGUGAUAAUGGAGGAACCUGUGAUGCUGAUGGACGUUGUACGUGUCCUAUAGGUGUUACAGGCAAUCGAUGCCAAACCACUGUAAAUACUUGUGUGGAGGGGACUACUUGCAAGAAUGGAGGCUCAUGCAGCGGAUCCAGUAAUAAGACCUGUGAAUGUCCACUGGGCUAUACCGGAGACACUUGUGAUAAUAAGGUACCCAACCAUUGUGAAAACAAUCCAUGCAAGAAUGGUGGAACUUGUCUCAACCGAGAAGAGCAAUUUUCCUGUGCCUGCAAGCCAGGCUACACGGGUCAGACAUGUACCAGUACAACAAUCGAUCCGAACAAAAAUGGUCAGACCGGACUUUCCCUGGAGAUCUGGUGGAUUGCCCUGAUUGCUCUAAUUGGUCUUCUACUCAUCAUCAUCGUCAUUGCUGUCCUCUUCACCGUCUGCCGCUCAAGCCAACCGGAUGAGGCCCACAUAGUGGGCAACCGCAAAGAAUAUCCCUGAGUUCUACCCUUCCCCGUGCCCCAGAAAACAUUUACGUUACUUUCUCUUUAGGGAUAAAACUGUGGGACCAGAUGUCUUCGGGUGGCUAAGCAUGGAUUUGAAAAGAAAACUACACAACUUCAGCAAUUCGAUUUCUUCCCUCGCACUUACCCCGUGACUUUGUCAUAGGUUUAGGCAGCAUGUGCAAUGGUUGGUUAUAAGUGAAGAUCUUGAGUUAAUACUCAGGUGCUCAAUCGUGUCAAAAGGUCAUGAACAAAUUGAUUUUUAACACAAAUUUAAAAUGUCAAAAGAAAAGAACAUUCACACACACAUUUCUGGCCUUGAUUUCACAACUUACUUAAAUUGAACCAAUUUGUCCCUACAUAUGUCAAUAUUUCUGGACUGCUUACAAGGGCAUCAACUGUCCUUUGCAUCAUUCAACCAAGCUGUCACAUAUCAGCAUUGCAUUGUGGGACACUUCCCACAUAACCAGCUCGGCGGAUUAGCUACUUGGGCCAGGUCUGAGUAAGCUUGAGAAGUCUCACGAGAGUCAAAUCAAAUGCAGUAGGGCUUAUCCUAGUAAGUGCAAGGGAAGUAAUCAAACACACUGCUUGUGGCUACCACCAUAAGAGAAAUAACAUAUUUAUGAGCCAGCCAAAAUCAGCAGGGAACCAGUCACAAGAGAGGUACAGCGAACGGUACUUUUGUUGCUAAGCAAGUGUGUCUGUCCUAAGCAGAUUUCUGUGGUAUGGUCACUCAUUGGAGUUAGCUCCUACUGAGACCGUGUUGACAUUUAUGUGCAUAAUCUGCUAUGCACUUUUUACUCUUUAACCCUAACACUCCUCGGUCCUCCAACAGGUGAAGGAUUGAGGAGGGUUAGGGUUUAUGUGCUUUCAGUGUUUUUUGUUUUCUUUUGGGGGGGGGAGCUUGCAUGUGUGUUGUAUGUGCUGCGCACAUUCCCAAUUCCAAAUCAUUCUCGGGUACGUGUGAGACAACAAAAUUGGAAAAAUCCUAUGAUUGAAGUCCCUCCUUUGUCUCUAAAAAUGGCCCAUUAGCCCUACCCCCUGGAACCACUGAAAUUAUGCAGAAUCUUGUUGAAUUCAGCAUGGUUAGAUUUAAUUGCUGAACUCAGCAGAGUACCAGACGAGCUUAUCUUGAAUUGCCUCACAACGUUCACGAGGCAGUGUCUUUUUUGACGUACAUAUGGUUGCACAUUUUUUGUCUGUGUUCCAUUUUCCUCCAAACAGCCUGUGUAGCAAAAAGUACACAGAGGACAGCUGAAAGCAGCAAGCGGACUUUUGGGCAGUGAACAGUUGAAAAUGUACACAGCUGUUUGGUAAAAGGAAUAGAGAAGCUUAGACGACUGUGAGGCACGAUUGCAUUGAUGGCGCCAGUGAGUGGACGAUGCGCAUGAAUUGAUGAGAAUUUCAAAUGUGACAGUGAGCCCAACGACAGCAUGCCCGUCAGCUUGGAGAAAUAAUUAUUUGGUCAGCUGCAGGCAGCUCUCCUUACCCAACAUUUGCUUUGCAGUCUCUUACAGAUACACAGGAAAGUGAUACACAGGAAAGUGAUCUUUGACAUUUAAAAAAAAAAUUAGGGCAGGCACUGUAAAUUGUCUCCUGUCACCCCCAUUUAGACUCAUGAAAGACAUUAACUUAAUUGAAUUCCCCCCCCCCUGUUUUUUUAACAAGGCCAUUCAGGGUCCAUAGCCUGAGUGGUGAGUUGUUAAUUUUUUUAAUGUACAGGCAAGUAGGUUUUGGUCAUCAGUGCAUCUGAUUGAAAUUUGUUUUAUCAUGCUUUCAAAAUUUCAGAUUUAUUAAAAAAAAUAUUUAAAAAUGUUGCAAUGAACAGUGUUAAGAGUUCUGUUCACUCUCAAUCCAAAUGCCCACCUAUUUUCUUCCAGCCACAGGCCCGAGGCAAGAUCCAGGUACUGAAUUGUUCUGGAUCUGAACUGACUUUUAACAUUCUAUCAGCAAGGACCAAGCCUUGGAAAGAGCAGCGCAAUAAUUGUUUUUUUUUCAGAGAUUAAUUUAAUUGGUUGGAGUUGGUUUCAAAGUAGAUUUUGCUGUAAAGUUGGUGCCAAGUACUUGCAUGCAAGUAGAUAUAUCAGUCAUAGAGAAACUUGACAGAGUGUGGGAUAAGAGGGAAAUAUUUAGUUGCAUGUCCAUGGAACAGCUUUGAUGUUAUCAAACACCAAAGUGAAAUAGUUCUUAUGGGUUUAGUAUUGAAGAAAAUAUAUGCAAUUUAAGAACUGUAGUAAAACUAGUAUUUUUGUACCUUUCAAGACUCUUUAAGAGCAUAAUAUGCUGAUAUUCAAAUAUUUCAUUGGGAAUAGGUAGAUUGCAAAUUGAAUAUUGGUAAAUAGUGUCGCAAUAUUUUUCCAUAUGUGUAUCCACUGUACAUGGUUUCACACAGAUUUGUCACACAUACAGCUACCACAGCAGGUGUUUAUGUGUAAACAUGUAUAUAUAUAUAUAUAUGGCUAGUUGAUUUGAAAAAAAGGACAGAGUUUGCUGUACCUGUUCAAGUUUCUGAAUCUAAUCUGUGUUUUCUGAGUGAAUUCUUGGAAAGCUGUAUCAGUGGAUGGCACCUUAAUAUAUCUUUACUUUACCAUGGUGCCGCAAGGCAUGGCAUUUCCAUUGUCUUUAAAGCAAACGACUCUCCUGACAAUUUACAGGAGACUACCCUGAGAAUCAGGCAAAGACCAAACUCCUUAUAGCUGUGAGGAUUUGCAUUGAUAGCAUUUCAUUCUCCUUUUUUUUACUGCAGCAGGAAGAUAAUAUGCAUUCUUAUUAUUUCAAGAUUAGAGGUUUUUUUCUUUAAUCGAGUCAGGAAUGAUCCCUGACCACAAAAGACCAUUGGUGAGAAGACAGAAACCUUUGUCCGGUUCCGGGUAGAGCCUUACAAGACAGCGAUUCUUACAAGGGUUAGGUUUUUGGAGUACAGUGACUGAACAGAAAUAUUCUUAUGUUAGCCUUAUCAAAUUUCAUUUCAGGCCGGCAGAACUGGCGUUUGUAGUCAUUUGUGGGAAGAUCACGUCACUAACCCUAACUGCAUGGCUACAGUGUGCAUGUAAAUAUGUUAUACCAGGCACACUGUUGUGCGUGUGCUUUUUUAAAAUUCACUUUUUACAAUUUCACUUCUUUCCAGAAGUCAUUUUGUUCCUUCACAGAAUAUGGGCACUGAAAGCUUCCAAUACCUGCGUGUUGGCUCUGAAUCAAGUCUUAUAGGCUUUGUUGGCGACUGUUACUCUCAAUACACGUGGGUGUACAGAAAAACAUCGCUUUCCCAUUAGUCGUGCUUCAUAUUGCACAGACGGUAACUAUUUACCUUUCUGUCACUCUGAACUAACCAUGCAAUGCCAGAGUUUGCUACCGACAUGAUGGAGAGGCUCUUCUCUCUCACCCAUGGGUGGCACUCCUGCCGCUCGUGUGCUCAGGAGUGUACACUUCCUGUUCAUGCGAGUAACACGCUUGAGCACAGCCGUAGGCUUAAUGAGACAAAGCAGAACUUACUUUGGCAAGUUUGUACUUAGUCACAACCGCAAUUAGGCAGAUUUGAUUUUACAAGUGGAAAAAAGUUCAAGUGACCAUUACAUAGAAUUCUGUCACAAAAAUGUCUUGGAAGAUGAAGAAUCUUGAUAAAAUGUAAAGUUUCUGCAAUAGCCCAUCACAGUAUGUAACAUUUCGAGGAAAUGUGUUUUAUGAAGGAUUCUUGAAUUUUAAGACAUUUUUAACAAAAUUCUACGUUUGGAGACAUUUCACCUCGUACAUGUAGUUAGGCAAAUGAUAAGAACUAAGCAAAGGUCAACAACGUGUAUUUUCUGGAAAUUCAUAGCUCUGGGGUGUUAGUUUUAAGUUUAGACAUAAACUGUACUUGUUCAAAUCAAAAAUUAUGAUUUAACUUUAAAAAAAUGCAAACUUGAAAAAAUUGGCAAAUUGCAUUACCUUUUAUAUUUUAAGAUGUGCUUUUCAGUGCAUAUGUGAUCAUAAUGCAAUUUGAGAGACUAUUUUGAAAUGACAAAAAUGUCAUUUUCUCACAUUCAAAACAAGUACACGAUUAUAACAUGGAUCGAAGAUGGAUGGUCAGUUUUGGUCCCCCGAUGAGGCAUUGGAAGAAGACAGACUUGUCCCAAGCCCAGCAUAAACCAUGCUAUAAAUACCAUACCUCUGACAUAUUCACUUGCCGUCAAAUUUCAGGAGCAAAGGAGAAGCAGGAGGUUUGUGUGCCACUGUCCGUUCAUUCGUAACACAAACAGAGAGUAGCUGGAGCUUUGUAUACUUGUACACUUUGAAUAACUGCGCCACGGUUCCAUGAACUGUUCCCAGGAACAAAUUGGUGGUGAUGUGUACCAUGUAUUUGACUUGUUAGGGAUGAUAAAAGGACCAGGGACAGUGUUGCUCUGAAUCAUGAAUAUGUAUGAGGUACGGUAAUAAAAAAAUGUAGUCCUGCGUGUUUACAGGAUCAUAUGCUUUGUUUGAGGGAAGAUUUUCUCGAGGAAAUUAUCACUUUGCUCACCGUUGAAUGACUUAGUAUUGAUGUUAGGGCACAGAAUCGGAGAAAAAAUAUAUCCUUGACAUUUUUACUUUUAUUGCAUUUUAAUCUGAUGACAAUGCAUUAUGUUUAAAUGAUUAUUAUAUCAAUACAGAAAUUACUGAAAACAUAUAUUUUUUAUUGCUGCUUUGUAAUCAUGAUGAUUGUUCCUAUAAUUGAUCUGAAGGUGAUUAAAUUGGAACAAUUAUUGUUGCAGUUAAA
Acanthaster planci (crown-of-thorns starfish) is the source of this 6351-nucleotide messenger RNA. RefSeq lists its product as uncharacterized. NCBI's taxonomy places the organism in Eukaryota, Metazoa, Echinodermata, Asteroidea, Valvatida, Acanthasteridae. Gene Ontology annotation, biological process: establishment or maintenance of epithelial cell apical/basal polarity; heterophilic cell-cell adhesion. The record is from RefSeq and is a predicted model, not a curated record. Gene Ontology annotation, molecular function: calcium ion binding; Notch binding. Gene Ontology annotation, cellular component: protein-containing complex; plasma membrane.